AUGCACCCAAUGAAUGUGCAGGAAAUGGAUCUUUGCGUGGAUAAUAUCAUUAUUUGCCCGUUUUGUUCUCUCUUAGGCACAACAUUCCACACACGGAUGCUGGUCUCCUUGGCGCCGGUCGUGGGAGCCUGUGCGAGGCACGGGAUGAUGAAGUGUCAGUGGUAUAUACGACCUAUUUUCAGGAGGGUAGGAAGGCUGCAGCCGCCUUCAUUACGUGUCGUUUCGUUCUCCAGGCGCUGUUCUUCCAUCCCCCGAAGUGGUGGAGUUCUUCCACUGGGACUUGAGGAGUCAAGUGAUUCAGCUCCGGUCUGGGAGCGUAUUGUUGUGAGUAUCCAAGACAUGCUGCAAAAUGUAGACGACACGGAGGCUUUGAGACGAUUCUGUCUUCUCUGGCGAAGCCACUUUCCCCGGACUGAAACCACUUCCCUUCUCUCUACAUUGGAGAAGGAACUGCUUGCGAACCAUAGUGAUCCACAGGGCACUGGGGAGCGGGUUCCGCGCGACCUGUAUUGCCUUCCUGUUUUCGUACAGGCUCUUUGUUCAGCUUUGCGACUGUGCACUCUCCGAGCAGGACCACCGAGCCUCCAAAUGCCAGAAAACGUAGUGUCUGUCAAUGCGGCUGUGCAUGGCUUGGAUGAGGGACUACUUUCCACCGUUGUUGAUGAGAUCCGUGUAGUUAUUUUUUACCUGGCGCGUGAGAGACUUACGCAUGUCUGGCACGCCAUACAUGAUCACUUACCUGAUGAAAAGUUGGCUACGGAAUGCGAAAAUGGAGUGAACACUACGAACGAUGUCGUACCAACACAGGCACCAAGUCCAAUACCGUCACGUGAUGGGGAGCGCCUUAGCCAUAUGGGUGUGAAACUUUCCGCUGAACUUCUUCAACAUGCCAUAAUGCUGGCUGACACCGGCGGAGCACUGUUGUCGGUUGAUCCGCCUGUUGUUCUGCUCCCCGUUGUUUAUCAACUCUUGUUGCCCGCACUUGGUGCUUGCGAACAACUUGAUAGCAAGCGACUUGGCAGGCUCGCUACGGCCUUUGCCCAAUGCACGGAUUUUGAUGAUCCCCACGUGGGUCAGGCCUCGAUUUCUUCUGCCGAUAUCAGUGUUAACGACUCUGAUGAUAGAGAUGAGAAUAAAUCCGCCACAACCUCCGCCCCUGCGACCAGUGAGGCCCUUAAGCCCGUUAUGACGUCGUACACCGUAUUGUCUCAAAUGAACGCAUUAGCUAGAGCCACUGAGGUUCGCAUGCGUGAGGUGACAACCCGGUUAAGGCCAACCCCAAGUCAGACCAAUAUUGAAGCAGUGAAGUUGCGAUUGCUUUCACUAAAGGAGCGUAAGGUGGCAGAGCGAAAGGCUGCAAAGCAUGAAGGAUCAGUGGUGAACGCAGAGGAGUUGCUUGAGGAUGUUGCUGUGCUGUGUUGUGCUCUUGCUUCUCGCCGUUAUAUGGACGACGCAUUUUGGAGUAGGGUUACGGAGUUCACAUGUUUGACCAUCGAGAUAACAUCAACUGCAGAAGUUCCGCGAGAUGUGCGUCACAUUCUCUUUUCCCUGUACUACGUGAAGCAGUUAACUAUGUACGAUCGACUCAUGUCAGUUUUAGUGAGACGGGGUAUGCUCCGCGAACCUGUCCCCCCACCAUCAGAGGUGCAUGAGGUAAUGAAAAAGGUCCGAGGUAAGACGGCGGCUGACUUUCAGCAAGAAUAG
Trypanosoma brucei brucei TREU927 is the source of this 1704-nucleotide messenger RNA. RefSeq lists its product as hypothetical. The coding region runs from base 1 to 1704 and encodes 567 amino acids. The transcript has a single exon. NCBI's taxonomy places the organism in Eukaryota, Euglenozoa, Kinetoplastea, Trypanosomatida, Trypanosomatidae. The record is from RefSeq and is a predicted model, not a curated record.